Molecule: messenger RNA, 1425 nt
Organism: Drosophila gunungcola (fruit fly)
Lineage: Eukaryota; Metazoa; Arthropoda; Insecta; Diptera; Drosophilidae
Product: putative SERF-like protein
Exons: 3
Coding region: 197-379 (60 amino acids)
Cellular component (GO): cytosol
Source: RefSeq, a predicted model, not a curated record
UCCAUCAAUGUUUCUCCACCACUAGUGUUGAUUUGAUUGUUGUUGAUUUUUUGUAUUUCUAUUGUAACACACAAAACUCUACGUUUCGCAACUAGCAAAAUUACAUCGCCAGAGCAGCGAAAGUCACAAAUCUGUGAACAAAUUUGGAACCAGAGCGAAGUUAUUUUCCGCCCACAUCGCAGAAAGAGCAUUGAAAAUGACACGCGGCAACCAACGCGACCUGGCCCGCCAGAAGAACCAGAAGAAGUUGGCGGACUCAACCAAGGGAAAGCGCACCGAUAAUCUCACCGUGGAGCAACGAAAGGCCAGGGAUGCCGAGCUUAUGCGCGAGAAGCAGAAAAAAAAGGAGGAAGCCGCUGCCGCCAGCACAAGCAAAUAGUCAACCCAAGCGCACUGGCUUUGCCGGGAUCUCCAUAUCCGAAUGCAAGUCCAGGCAGGUUAGGCACAUAGUCAGUCGUUCGUCAGCCAAGACCCAGAUUCGCCCCAGGACCUAGGAUAGUCGAUCACGUGGUUAAAUUGUAUAUGAAGCAACACACAAGAGAAUUGUAUACAUUUCAACGCUACAACUACGCAUAGAUAUUACCGGACUGUACAGCACGCGACAUAGCAAUAGCAAUACUAAGGUGCCACCCAAGGACUUCGAUUUGAAUUGCGAUUCGGUUCCGGUUUUCGUUCUCUUUCAUUUGCAAUGCUGCUGUACGUUAAUUAAGUACUUUUAUUUCGCCUACCUGACUAAAUUAUUUACUGUAAUGUAUAUAUAUAAAUUUUCAAAUAAAACAUAAUAUGCAGCCGCCAGAAAAAAAAAAACAAUGAUGGAGCCGCCUCGAUUAUGUAUUAUUGUGUUUGACGAAAAUAUAUGUAUAGAUUAUGGCACGCAAUGAAAGUCGAUUGUUGCCCAUAUUAACUGAAACUAAUGAAACCCAUUUGUAGCUAUGAUCAGAGCAAUGGGAGCCGCAGAGAGAGACACAAAGAUUGAUAAUCGGAUUACCGCUCUGAUAGUUAACCCCAUAAGUAUAGUCAAAGAUUGUUUAAUAUAAACCUUUAAUCGCACUUCCUUGAGUAUUAAUAGGUCGCUGGAGAACCACUAUCCAGCUUCACUGACCUGAUUUAAGCUUACCUUAACCAACGCUUUAAUGCAAACCCGAUUGCUGAAGAAAUUUGCAUACAAUAGGAGACAGAUAGAAAUGGCAAAUAAACAAAGGUUACUUGGAAUGAUUUGAUAAAUAUGAAAGUAGCUGCACGCCAUGGACUGGCCCACAAAACUCUCGCCUAGAUGCCAAUAAGUCGAAUGCUAGCGUUUACCUUUUACAGAUGGUAUGGCCAAAAACUUGGCCACUAACGGCCAGCAGAAACAGUGAGAAAAACAAAGUACUUUUCUUUGUCAAAUUUACGAUAUAGUUACGAAUAAAUUUCAAUGAUCUACCA